Messenger RNA from Leguminivora glycinivorella, 1849 nucleotides. RefSeq lists its product as uncharacterized. NCBI's taxonomy places the organism in Eukaryota, Metazoa, Arthropoda, Insecta, Lepidoptera, Tortricidae. The record is from RefSeq and is a predicted model, not a curated record. The coding region runs from base 40 to 1752 and encodes 570 amino acids. The transcript is spliced from 15 exons.
GUUUAUUUUUAUCUUUAUUUUCAGGUCAAAUAAAUCAAGAUGCCGGAGCUAGUCGAGCAGAUGUACUGCUCACAGCAGAUUGUGAUCCCUCCGAAAUUCCCUUACAUCUUGAAGAGGUUUUGCAAAGCGGCCAUCAAAACCCAGCCAUACGACCUCCUUCGCUGGUCCUUCGAAUAUUUCAAGGCGUUGGCCGAAAACAUUCCACCACCUGUCAAGUUGAGGCUCGAAUACCCCAUCUACAGUACCGAGGGAGGCCUCACACGUGGCUGUCUGAAGGUCAUUGCUCAUCAGUUGCAACACAUGGGCAAAAACCUCCCACUCUACCUGAUCAGGAAAGCCUGGCGUGGCUUCUGUCUUGACCCCAACGAGUUGAGACGAAUCUUCUGCCUGUGUGAGGUGUACAAGAGGCAGGACUACGUCCCACUCCUGCAUUUUAUAGCUGUUGCAGGUGGAAUGCUGACUAAGAAUCUGACUUACACCAUGAUCCUCCUCUGCGAAGUCCUAACCAAGGAGCCAGACGGCGGUUCAGCCGCUAUCCCCGCUGACGACUUCCUGAAUAUGUACUUCUUCCUGGCGAGGAUGGACGCCUCCAAGGAUAUAAGAUACGUCAACGGGUAUAGAGAAGGAGAGACACCAAGACCGGAAGAAGAGGAAAUAGAAGAAGAGGAAACACUCAGUGAAACUACUGUCGAUCCUUCCCUGGAUGACUUUUGGCAAGGUGCUGGUCUCCUCCGCCGUAUAAGCCUGGUCGAUGACUCGGUGACCACCAACCCUCGACUGAGCCAAAGGUCUGGUCUGCCGGCUAUAGGGAAGGUCCCAAGGUCAUUGUCUGCAGAACGAGCGGCGCAGAUAGAGAGGGAGAAUUAUAUGAGGGAGAGAAAAGACAGAGCUAUACUGGAUGAAGAUAUUGAAGCAAAGAUGAAGCAGCUAAGUUCGUCCAAAGUGCAAGAAAAGGAUGAUGCAGAUAAAGCGAAAGAAGAAGAUGACGAAGCAAAAGAGGAAUUCAAACCGAUCAGGGUUUGGGAUGAGGAUGACAACGAAAUACCCUUUGAAUUUUACGGUGAACCUCCAAUUGAAGAAGAGGCUUUAGAAGAACAAGAGAAGGAACCAGGAGGAGAAGAAGAGACUAAACAAGAAGUUGAGCACGAGGAAGACAUACAAGAUAUGAUUAAUGAAUUGUUUGCGGCACGCGCACAAAGACUGGCAGAUCUGGAACAGACCUUCGAGGAUAUAGCUCGGAUUGUGGACAAGUUCAAGCUGGCGAACUACGAUCUUGGAAUGGUCGCUGGUCGUCAAAUGUCCAUCACCAGCGGAGAGUUCAUCGUACAGCACAUUGAGAAGGAGAUCAUGGACUAUAUCGAUGAGCAGAUCGCUGUUCUGCCAGACCCUGAUUUGAAGAAGAAGAAGGCUAAGCCAGAAGAAGUGGCGAUGGUGAGGACUCUACUCUACGAUUUCCUGGAGGAGAAUAUGGAUAUCAUCGUGCCAGAGGAAGAAGAGGUUGAGGAAGAGGAACUUCCUAUUCCUGAGAUCAUAGUGGUAUACGCUGUACCUGGUAUCGGGCCGCCGGUUCCGGAAGAAAUGAUCUGUGAUGUAGAGGAGUACAUAGCCGACGUCAGCAAGAACCAGGCUGAUAUGGUGAUGCCCAGGAACUUCAGGCAUUUCCUCAGCCCACCUUUGGAGAGAUUCGAGGAAUACCAAUUCGACGAACAUAAGAAAGAAGAGCUUGCCUGCAGCGGCGUUUUCACUAAUUAGAAUAAAAUAUAUUUAUUCAUUCUUAUGGCUGUGUGACUCAACUACAUAUACAUAUACUAUACACCGUGUUUUUAUUGAUUUCCGUUAACUUCGGCAU